Messenger RNA from Aspergillus melleus, 2685 nucleotides. It is a transcript of the gene GAT1, whose product is annotated as Sodium- and chloride-dependent GABA transporter 1. Gene Ontology annotation, molecular function: RNA polymerase II cis-regulatory region sequence-specific DNA binding; DNA-binding transcription factor activity, RNA polymerase II-specific; zinc ion binding. The transcript has 2 exons. The record is from RefSeq and is a predicted model, not a curated record. Gene Ontology annotation, biological process: negative regulation of transcription by RNA polymerase II; positive regulation of transcription by RNA polymerase II; nitrate assimilation. The coding region runs from base 1 to 2685 and encodes 894 amino acids. NCBI's taxonomy places the organism in Eukaryota, Fungi, Ascomycota, Eurotiomycetes, Eurotiales, Aspergillaceae. Gene Ontology annotation, cellular component: nucleus.
AUGUCCGGGUUGACCCUCGGGCGAGGUCCUGGGGGCGUGCGACCGACUCAACCCGCCGCUGGCUUCGAUUCCUCCGCCGACGCCGACCGGUCUUCCGCCUCCCUUCAGCAUCGUCAACAUCAGCAGUUUCCUCCUCCCACUUCUUCCUCUCAACUCUCCGACGACUUUUCCUUCGGUUCUCCUCUCAGUCCGCCCGAUUCGUCUCAUGUGCAGGACGGUGGUGUACUUCAGGACUCGCUCUUCCCCGAGUGGAGCACCGGCGCGCCGCCUCGCGUUGGGAUCGACGGUCCCGAUGAGAUGCAAAGGCAAGAUCCGUUAGCCACCCAGAUAUGGAAGCUAUAUUCUAGGACCAAAGCCCAGUUGCCCAACCAGGAGCGCAUGGAGAAUUUGACCUGGCGAAUGAUGGCCAUGAGUUUGAAGCGCAAGGAGCAGGAACGGUUAUAUCAGUCGAGGUUUCCUGCCCGAAACAGCAUCUCCGGCCCGAGUGGCAUUGCCCAAUUGCGCAUCUCCGACCGAGCUCCUGCCAACCUACCGUCAUCCACUGCGACGGAUCUUGCGACGGAUUUCGCACCUGAUCCGGCGACCGAUCCGAUGAACCUGGACGAUUUCAUCGUUCCCUUUGAAUCCCCCUCCGAUCAUCCAUCCCCGAAUGUCGCCACCAAGGCGCCCCCCCAGUCGACCAGCUCCGCCGCGAUCCCCAUCAAAUCUCGCAAGGACCAAGUGGCCGAAUCCACGCCCGUGCCCGCCUCUUUCCACCAUCCGGCUCAGGACCAGCGCAAGAACAGUGAAUUCGGUUAUGUGCCCCGUCGCGUGCGCAAGACGAGUAUCGAUGAGCGUCAGUUCUUUGGCUUGCAGUUGCCUAACCGCAAACGACCGGCCGAAUCCUCGCCCCAGGUUCCCCCCGUGUCCAACACCAUGCUGGCCCACGACCCCGAUCUCUCCGGCGGCGUUCCGGAUUACGCGUUGGAUGCGACGACUUCGUCGGCGUUUGGUCUGCAUCACGGUAGCCAGCAUGUGUCAACCCAUGCCAACCACACCUCGCCAGGCGUGCCGUUCGGGCUAGAUACCUUCACUCUCGGCGAAGACCCCAUCCUUCCCUCCGCCGGCCCCUAUCAAACCCACUUUACCUUUUCCCCGAGUGACUCGCCGAUGACCUCGGGUAAUCCGUUCACCAACCUGUAUGCGCAGACGCCCGUGGCGUCGUCCCUUAACUCCACCGAUUUCUUUUCGCCCCCUCCCUCGGGAUACCAGUCGACCGUGUCGACUCCGCAGCCAGCCUACGAUGGCGAGCAUUCCAUGUAUUUCGAUAUGCCGUCGGUGGAGACACGCACCCAGCGCCGAGUGCCUAACUACGUUUCCCACCGUUCGAACCUUUCGGCGUCGUUGCAGCCCCGAUACAUGUUCAACCAGCAUGACCAGCAAGCACCGCAGCAGCAGCAACAGCAGCAGACCAAUGCGAACACAAUGCAUUCUCCGGGGUAUCCAGUUCCGCACGUUGACCCGUCUCAGGUUUUGGGCCCGGGUGAUUUUACGGCUUCCCAUACAAACAUGUUCUCGUUCGGUGGCGAUUCCGAUAACGAAGACGACGACGGGCGUCCAUUUUCGGAGCGUGCCGGACUCGCGAUGCCGGCCGAAUUCAGCGAUGAGAAUGGAGACAUGAACUCGGGUAUGCAGUGGGAUACCUCGUUCCCGGGGUCGUUUCAUUCGCUGCCGGGAUUCGCUCAGCAUCGCAAGCAUGUCACCAUCGGAUCCGCGGAUAUGAUGGACACGCCUAGUGAAUGGAACAGCCCGAGCGGUAGUCUCGGACGAACACACGGAUCGGCGGCCUCGGUCAGCGAGGUUCGCAACCGGGAGCAGGAUCCCCGUCGCCAGAAGAUUGCCCGGACCACCUCGGCGACCAACACGGCGCAACUGCUGCGGCAGAGUAUGAACCCGGCCAACACCUCGCACACUUCGCCCAACACCCCGCCCGAGUCCGGUCUGAGCAGUGCGGCUCCUUCGCGGCCCGCGAGCCCCGGAGGCUCGAAGAACGGCGAGGGCAGCACGGGGCCGACGACCUGUACCAACUGUUUCACCCAGACCACUCCGCUGUGGCGACGGAACCCCGAGGGACAGCCGCUGUGCAACGCUUGCGGCCUGUUCUUGAAGCUGCACGGCGUGGUGCGACCGCUGUCGCUGAAGACGGACGUCAUCAAGAAGCGCAACCGUAGCAGCGCCAACAGCCUAGCCGUGGGCACGUCUCGAUCGUCCAAGAAAUCCUCGCGCAAGAACUCGGUGCAGCAGGCACCCGCUACGACGCCGACGUCCAGUCGUGCUCAGAGCGGGACGGCUUCCGAGUCUCCGCCCGCUAUGUCGAGCGCCCCGGGACGAGCGUCUGGCGUGGUUCCGAUUGCCGCCGCGCCACCCAAGUCCGCUCCGUCUGUUGCCGCCGUCACCUCUUCCGCCACCGCCGCAUCCCCGGGAACCGGACAGCCGCGCAGCGCGGUGCAGGUGGCUCCCAAACGGCAGCGGCGGCUGGAAAAGGCCAGCGACGAGACCGAAGAUAGCAACAAGUCUUCCGGUCGAUCCAAGGUGGUUCCCUUGGCUCCCGCGAUGCCUCCCGCCGCGGCGAACCCGGCCAACCACAGUAUUGCUGGUGGACAAGGCGCCAGUCAAGAAUGGGAAUGGUUGACCAUGAGCUUAUAA